Messenger RNA from Rhipicephalus sanguineus (brown dog tick), 951 nucleotides. RefSeq names its product pyrimidine-specific ribonucleoside hydrolase RihA. Gene Ontology annotation, molecular function: hydrolase activity, hydrolyzing N-glycosyl compounds. The record is from RefSeq and is a predicted model, not a curated record. NCBI's taxonomy places the organism in Eukaryota, Metazoa, Arthropoda, Arachnida, Ixodida, Ixodidae. The coding region runs from base 1 to 951 and encodes 316 amino acids. The transcript is spliced from 4 exons.
AUGGACGUGGACACGGGCGUGGACGACGCCAUGGCGCUCACCUUCGCGCUGACCUCGGAGCGUGCUACGGUCGAGGCGAUCACCGUGGUGGCGGGAAACGCCUACCGAGACGUGGCGUACAACAACACCCUGCGCGUACUCGAGCUCCUUGGCAGAACUGACAUGCCAGUGUACAAAGGCGCGGACCGGCCCCUCGUCGAACAGUUGGAAACUGAGAAGUUCUACUUCGGGCCGGACAACUUCGGCGGAGUCAGCGACAAGUACCCGAUGGCCGUGCUGAAGUCGGUGUCCAACAAGGUGGCGCACGUGGUCAUGAGAGACAUGAUCAGGCAGCGGCCCAAGGAGCUCACACUCCUCAUGGUGGGACCCCUGACGAACUUGGCCAUCGCUAUGCUCAUGGAUCCAGGACUGACAGACGACGUUGCGCAGAUCUUCAUAAUGGGAGGCACCAUUUACGGAAAGGGCAACGUCAAGCCUGGCGGCGAGUUCAACUUUUAUACUGACCCGGAAGCAGCCCGCGUCGUUCUGCAGAGAGCCACUUGUCCCGUGACCCUCGUGGUCUGGGAGGCUGUGCUUGAAGCCACGGUGCCUUGGCACGUCUACAACGAGGUGGUCGCGGAAGACACGAAGCUGACGAGGUUCCUGCGCGAAGUGAACAACCACACGAUCGAGUGCUGCAUGAAAGGCGGCGAUCAAGGCGACUUCGCGGUCGGCGACUUCCUCGCCGUGAUGGCCGCGCUGGUUCCGGACAGCGUGAGCGGAUCGGUGGACAUACGCUCCGACGUCGAAUUGCACGGAGACUACACAAGAGGCCAGAUGGUGCACGCGUGGCUUAAACAGCACUUGCCUCACAUAACGCACAGCGUGACUGUAGUUCAGAGCUUCGACGUCGAAGCCGUGUCCAAUCAAUUUCGCAAGGUCUUCCUGGUCGAGGACAGUGAUGACGAGUAG